Oryzias latipes (Japanese medaka) is the source of this 7775-nucleotide messenger RNA. RefSeq lists its product as uncharacterized. Gene Ontology annotation, molecular function: protein binding. Gene Ontology annotation, cellular component: membrane; extracellular matrix. The record is from RefSeq and is a predicted model, not a curated record. NCBI's taxonomy places the organism in Eukaryota, Metazoa, Chordata, Actinopteri, Beloniformes, Adrianichthyidae.
GUCAUUAGGCAUGAAUGAAGCCUGGUGAGGCUAUUAAAAUCAGACGUGCUCAUGUUGCAAAGCUAACCUACGGAGCCCGUCUUUGUAGGGGACCAUAUUAUUGUGCCUUCAUCUCAAAAGCUGGAUUCAACAUCAUUACUGGCAAUAGUUGGCUGACCAUCCUUGGAUGCACAAACAUGGACUUGCUGCUCAUAGUUGCUUUACUCCUAAUGCAAAUGGGGAUUUGGAGCAGAGCUGAAAAAGACUUUUCAUCAGUCACUUUACCAGGAUUGCAGGCAACUUCAGAUUAUGUUACUCAGUGCUUUGACAAAAGCCAUGGGGCUGUGGUUUGUGACUGGACAAAAAGCCAGAAAUCUGCUCUAACGGGUGCUAUGGUGAAUAUUUUGGAAAGUCCUUUACUGGGCAUUGAGGGAAAGGCUUGUUUGGAGUUCUGGUUCCUGGUUCCAGUUGCAGCUACUGGGUCUGAGGUUACAGUUCAGCUUAAAAGUAAUAGUAGUUUGGAGAAAAUCUGGGUCUCUCCUGUCCUGCGUAGAAAUGCAUGGAGACAAAUUUUGCUGAACUUGAAUGUCACUGAACAAGACACCCAGGUUUUAUUUGAAGCCAUCCAACCAGUCGCUCUACAGGAUCAAACUACUUUAAGACAAAUAGGGGUGAAAAAAGGUUCAUGCGGAAACCAGUGUGACUCGGACACAGACUUCUGGCCUGAUGACGCUACUCGUUGCCUGUGUUCAGUUGGCAUGCUCUUGUGCUUUCCAUCAAACUGCCCAAAAGACCAAAUCUGUGGUUCCAAUAAGUUUUCCACAUCAGGGAUUUGCACCAUCCGGGAUCACACGGAGUACAGCACCUUUGAUGGCGUUCAGUUCCAGUCCAUGGCUCCCUGCAGCUAUGUGCUGACAAAGUCUUGCACGGAAGUCAUGGAAAAGUUCAGUGUUGAGGUGGUUAAUGAGCAGGGUGGCAAUUCAUCAAUAACCAUGGUCAAAGGGAUUACUAUGACUUUAGGGAACAUCAUGGUGUCUCUGAUAGAAAAGCAAAGAGACAAAGUUGUGGUGAAUGGUGUCUGGAAGAGCCUUCCCUUCAGCAUCAACACUAGUAUUGAUGUUCAAAUCCAAAGCAACUCUGCUGCAACACUACUGGAAGCAGGUUUUGGUCUGUCUGUUUCCUAUGACCAUGCUGGAGCAAUCAGUGUUAUCCUGCCGUCAAACUUCUCUAAUGAAGUGUGUGGAUUGUGUGGCAACUUCAACCAUAUCCACAGAGAUGACUUUCUCAUGGCUAAUGGUACAAUGGCAGAAAAUGUCACGGCUUUAGCUGAGAGUUGGCAAACUGAGACAACUAGCACUUCCUGUAAAAGUGCUUUGGUGUCUCCAAAGUGUGACCCACUGGAUGAGGAAGAAUAUGCCAGUGAAAUGUACUGUGGACUACUUCUCUCUGGUAGUGGGCCUUUUGCCAACUGUACAUCCGUUGUUAAAGUCGAGAGCUAUUUCAAGGCCUGUGUCUCAGACAUGUGCUCUGCUCAUGGUGAUCAAGCAGAGCUGUGUAAGACAUUACAGCUCUAUGCCAGUGUUUGCCAGGAUGCUGGAGCUGCUCUGCCCAUGUGGAGGAACUCAAUGUUUUGUCCUCUGAUGUGUGGCAAUAACAGCCACUACAAUGCCUGUGCUGAUGGCUGUCCAAAGGCAUGCUUCAGUCAGAACAAAACUAGCUGUGGAAGCUGUGAGCAAAGGUGCGAGUGUGAUGCUGGAUUCAAACUUGGCAGGAAUAAGUGCAUAACAGCAGAAGACUGUGGAUGCCUAUAUGAUGGAAAAUACUAUGAGAAAGGAGAGCAGUUUGUGAGGGAUGACUGCAUUCAACAAUGCCAAUGCAUGGGUAAUGACCUCCUGGAAUGCACAAAGCUGCAGUGUUCCAACAACAAAGUAUGUAAAGAAAUGGACGGAGUCAGAGGCUGCUUCCCUUUUAAACCAGCUACAUGCAGUGUGUAUGGGGAUCUCCAUUACAUCACCUUUGACAACUUGGCCUACAACUUUCAAGGGGGCUGCAGUUACAUACUGACCACAUCAUGCGGUGAUGCACAAUCAUUGAACUUUACAGUUAUUGGACACAAUAUGCAUCCUCCCCUUCAAAACGUCACCAGGUCAAAACUUAACAGUGCCUCUCUUGAAGUUGAUGAUCUGAGGUGUACCUUGACUCAAAGUGGAGAAGUCUACGUACAUGAGAACCUUAUCAGACUUCCACACUCUGUCAGCGGUACAUAUGGAGCAGUGUGGAUCUAUGCAGAGGAAAAUUACAUAAUCUUGAAGGCAUCCUUCGGCUUAAAAGUCAUUCUUGAUGGACAGGGCAGACUAUUCCUGCAGGUGGAUGAGCAAUACAAGUAUAAUCUCUGUGGACUGUGUGGAACUUACUCUGGGUUCCAAGGUGAUGACUACUACAUGCCAGGGGAGCAUGUUGCCAAUGAGACAUCUGAAUUUGGAAACAGUUGGAGAGUGCAAAAUGAGUGCAUUACGGAGGAAACUUACCCCAGACAAUGUGACAGUGAGACCAUUGCCAACAUGGAGUGUUCCAUGCUGUUUAAGGAUGAAUUUUCUGCUUGCCAGGAGCAUGUCCAUCCAAGUAUCUACCUCAAUAGUUGUGUUUAUGACUACUGUGCCACCAGUGGUGAUCAGCACACACUAUGUGACUCUCUGAAGUCUUAUGAAUCAGCAUGCCAGAUUGCAGGAGUGACUCUUCCAAACUGGGAGCCUGGAACAGCCUGUGCGCAACGCCUACUUCCAACAUCGACCCCUUCACCUUCAAGUCCAGAACAGACUUUCUGUCCUAUGGAUUGUAACUUUGAUGAAAAUCUUUGUGGAUGGGAGCAAGUAAUUAAGGACAGUUGUGACUGGACCAGAUAUUCUGGCCCAACGCCUUCAAAUCUAACUGGGCCAAACCAAGAUCAUACUUCUGGAGAUGGCUUCUACUUGCACCUUGAGAGUAAUGGGGUCUCCCACGGCAACUCUGCAAGUUUGCAGAGCUCGUUGUGCUCCUAUAGUGGUCCCCUCUGCUUGCAUUUUUGGUACUACUUGUAUGGCUCCGCUGUUGGUAUGACCCUUAACAUCUUCCUGCUCAAAGACAACAAAGCUGUCAAGCUUUGGUCUGUGGUUAACAACCAGGGCCCAAAAUGGCAUCUGGCAAGUGUUGAUCUCAGGGUUUCUGGUUCUUUUCAAAUCAUUAUUGAAGGUGUGAGAGGCGCUUCUGAUCAGUCGGAUGUGGCACUGGAUGACAUCUCUACCAGUCUUGGCACUUGCUCAGAAGUUGUCUCAAGGUUUACAGAUGAAACUGUUCAAACUACAGAAAUUAUACCAUCUCCAGUCUGCAGUGUCAACUGUAGCUUUGAUGGCAGUCUAUGUAGUUGGAAUAAGAUGGCCACAGAUGCUCUUGACUGGAUAUGGAACAGUUACACACCAACUCCGAUUUCCGACAGCACUUCUGGCCCCACAAAUGGUGGAAGUUAUCUCUGCAUUGAGGCUAAAGGCAUGGUACAAGGCAAUACAGCUCGCCUUAUUAGUCCAGAGUGUUCUGCCAUUGGUCCUCACUGCCUACAGUUUUGGUACCACAUGCAUGGCCCAAGUGAUCAUAUGGGCCUUGAUGUUUAUUUGCUUCAGAACCAAGCAACUGAGAUUGUAUGGUGGAAAAGACAUGACCAAGGCAAUGUGUGGCACUUGGCUCUGGUGGACUUCUAUGCAACAACAAUGUUCCAGAUACUCAUUAAAGGGCAAAGGGAAUCCAAUGAUCAGUCUGUUGUGGCAAUAGAUGAAAUGAAGCUUCUUCACCUUCCAUGCUCUGAUGUGAGGAUGGCGAAUGAGGUCCUUCCUUCAAGAUACUUUAAUCCAGCAGAUCUACAGAGUGCCCCUCCACAAACUCUUUCUCCAAUAAACAAAUCUCCUACAAAGGAAGUGAUCACACAGCCAGCUGAUGGAUGUCAGAUGAACUGUAACUUUGAAGAAGAUUUAUGCCAGUGGACUCAACAGCUUGACGUGUUUGAUUGGAAAAGGCACAGUGGCCCCACACAAAGUACCAUCUCUGCUUCCUCUAACUCAAAACAAGGUGGCCACUACAUUUACAUUGAAGCAAAGAGUGUGCCGUUUGGAGAAACGGCUCGUCUUAUUAGUUCUGAAUGUUCUGCCGCUGGACCUCAUUGUUUGCAAUUCUGGUACCUCAUGGACGAUUCAGCAGGGGAAGUUGGCCUUGACGUAUACUUGCUCAACGAUGGAAACACUGAUUCAUUAUGGAGGAAGAGGGAGGGACAAGGCAUUGUAUGGAAUCUAGCUCAAGUGAACUUUGUAACAACCGGAACAUUUCAGGUGAUCUUUGAAGGGAGAGGUUCAGAUCAGUCAGUGGCUAUUGAUGACAUCUCACUCCAUAGAGGAUUCUGUGCAGGUUCUGGGCCAUCUCAAGGAAGCAUUGCUGGGAUACCAAAAAUGGCUACUUCAAAAACACUCCAAAAUUCUGCUGUGAUGCUUGGAACAUCCAAAACUGCAACCCAUCAAUACCAACUUCAGCAAACACAGCUACAAGUAACGCCAAGACCACAAGUUGCACAGAGGCAACCUCCAACAUCAAGGUGUAAUGAAACAACAGUCCCACAUCAACCUGCCACUGAACCAAAGUAUAGACCUGAAACUACUGUUAAACAACCUUUAACCACAAAGGGCAAUGCAACAAUAGCCCAACAGCAACUUUCAACGCCUACACCUGAAUCUACACCCAAAACCAAUGUUCUAAAAAACCAGACUUACCAUAGCAAUGUAACAGCAGCCCCACAAGCACCUUCAACUGCAGCACCAGAAGUUGCAACAAGAACUGUGACCACAGGGGGUAAUCCACUGCAACCUACAACUGCUACGCCUGAAUCUACACCUCACAUAUCAGUUAAACAACCUCUGACCAAUCGUAGCAAUACACCAGCUGGUCCCCAAUUGCCUUCAACUGCUGCACCAGAAGUUUCAACAAGAACUGUUCCACAGACUGUGACCACAGGGGAUAAUCCAACAGCAAUUCCACUGCAACCUACAACUGCCAUGCCAGAAUCUACACCUCACAUAUCAGUUAAACAACCUCUGACCAAUCGUAGCAAUACACCAGCUGGUCCCCAAUUGCCUUCAACUGCUGCACCAGAAGUUUCAACAAGAACUGUUCCACAGACUGUGACCACAGGGGAUAAUCCAACAGCAAUUCCACUGCAACCUACAACUGCCAUGCCAGAAUCUACACCUCACAUAUCAGUUAAACAACCUCUGACCAAUCGUAGCAAUACACCAGCUGGUCCCCAAUUCCCUUCAACUGCUGCACCAGAAGUUUCAACAAGAACUGUUCCACAGACUGUGACCACAGGGGAUAAUCCAACAGCAAUUCCACUGCAACCUACAACUGCCAUGCCAGAAUCUACACCUCACAUAUCAGUUAAACAACCUCUGACCAAUCGUAGCAAUACACCAGCUGGUCCCCAAUUCCCUUCAACUGCUGCACCAGAAGCUACAAAUCUUCCUAAAAUUACAGCUGGAAAGUUAACUGUAACAACUGGGAAUAAUGCAACAAUGGGCCCACAGCAACUUACAACUUCUGCAUCUGGUUCCACAAUUGGCACUCUUCCUCAGACCACAGCUAGACCAAAAUCUGUAUUUACAAAGGGAAGUGCAACAGAAAACUCAAAUAUUCAUACAACUUCUACACCGGACUCUUCAACUGUAAUGGGAACCACGGCUAGUCCAAAACUUCUCAAUCCUACAGCAACUCGGCCAGAAUUCACAACUGCAACUCAACUUAAAAAUGCAACUGUUCCACAACCUCUACCCACACAAGGCAAUGGGAUGGUGACUACUCAGCAUCCUGUUGUAUUAAAAUCAACCAUUGGAACCAAAUCUCCAACCAGCUCUAAAUCGCAAACUACAGAGGCCUCGCAACAGUUUACAACUGCCAAACCAAAAUCUACUGUUGGAACCCAACCUCAAACCAGAUCUGGGCCACAGUCUGCAACAGCAGCACCACAGCUGUCUACAGCAAAACCAGAAUCCACAAGUGUUCAAUCUCCAUUUACAGGCAAACUACAACCUGGGACCACAAGGCCACAAACUGCAACAACUGUCCCACAGUUCUCAAUGACAAAACCACAAUCUACAACUUCACCGCUGAUCACUGAGCCAAAACCUGUGACUGCAAAGAGCAAUACAGUUUCUCAGGAGCAUACUGCAAUACCUGCACAGACGUUCUCAACUGAAACUACAACCAGGCCACAACUUCCAGUCGUGCACAGUAAUGAAACCACCCCACAGCUACACUCUACAACACCAGCUGCUGCUGUGUUUAAACCAGUAACUGCAAAGGUUAAUGAAACUGUGACCCCACAUCUACCAGCAAACACUACACCUAAACCUCAACUUCAAACCAUGUUUAGACCUCAAAGUAAAACCACCCAACAAAUCUCAAAAGCACCAACUUGUGCAAAGAACAGUCAUUACACUACUUGCAUCCCUCCAUGUAAUCCAACUUGCACACAUCUCAAUGGCUCACCAGGCUGCAAGGAAAAGAAAUGCACCUCAGGAUGUGUCUGUAAUGAUGGUUUUGUACAGAAUGAAAGGAGUUGUGUUCCUGUACAAAAGUGUGGAUGUCAGGACACAAAUGGCUUCAGACACAAUUUCAAUGAAGUGUGGUAUACCAAUCACUGCAGUCAGAAAUGUGAAUGUGAAGAGGAGGAUGGUACUGGGAAAGUGGUUUGUGAUGAUGAGGAAUGUGAGGAUGCGGUUUGCCUUCCAAAUGAAAUGGGCUAUUUCUGCCAGUCUACAGGUUUUAGUGAGUGCACCAUUCAGGGAGAUCCUGAGUACAGGACAUUUGAUGGAAUGAAGCAUGGGUUUGAGGGGAAACGCUCUUAUGUGCUUGUUAGGACAAAAAACCUGCCUAAAAACAUUCCACAGAUCUAUAUUGAGAUGAUAAAUGCAUGCACUAUUGAUAGUCAAAGUGACGAAGAUGAUGGUAGUGAAGAAGACAGCAGUAGUGACGAUGACUCUGAGCUUCAGAAGAUGCAACAGGUCAAAAUUCAAGUGUACAAUCACACUGUGGAGCUGAAGAAAAAUCGACAGAUACUUGUGGAUGGAAAUGGGGCUAAAACUCCUGUAUCACCAACAAGUGGUCUCACAAUCCAGGAGCGUUCUUCUCGAGUCUACUUAAAGACAGACUUUGGCCUUUCAGUGGAAUUUAAUGGACACUGCAAAACAGAAAUUAUUUUGCCAACCAUAUACCGAAAAAAGGUUGAGGGGCUGUGUGGAAACUUUGAUGGCCGAAAAUGGAAUGACAAGGUAAAGCCGGAUGGGUCUACAGCAAAAAGCAUUGACGAGUUUGGUGAAAGCUGGAGAGUGUCGGAUUUAGGAUAAAAUGCAGCAUGUAUCACAUUUCUUGCCAGGAGUUUCAUGACUGUUUACAAAAUGCUUGUUCUGAUAACUAAAUCUCGUGCUGGAAUCUUAGUUGUGAAGCAUAGCUGGUAAGGCUCUUCUGCCAGUUUUCACUUCCUGUUAAUGUCACAGUAAGAUUUGCAUUAAACCCAUGGGUUUUUCUUUUCCAACAGGUGUUUAAAGUCUUUGUCUUUAAAGUUCCUCAAAUUAAUUUGUGCUAGCUUGAGUAACUGUCAAAUUGUUCCAACAAUCGAGAACUUGUAUAGUUGGAUCUUGUGUACAAAGAUUUUUUUAAUUUUUGUAAAUGUACUGUGACUAACAAAUGCAUGUUGUUGAAAUGGAAAUAAAAUCGAAAGAAAUCAG